ACAGGCUUCAGUCAGCUUGCUUCCUGUUAUAGUGAAGUCCUUUGUGACAGAAGUACCUUAGUCUGUUUAUGAAGAAGUAGUUUGUUAAGCAGCCAAUUCUCAGCAAAGGGAACCUGAACCUCAGUUAAAUCCCUUCUGCUCAGGAUUUUCUCUCUCUCCUUUCCUGUAAUAAAGCUAAAGGAAAGUUUAUGGCAGCAGGCACAAACUUUAAUGCAGUGUCGGUUAGCAACAUCACUUUCAACAUGCAUGUGGCCCCAACAGGAGCUCAGAAGUAAGGAUUUCCACCUGGAGGUGCAGGUUUAUGUGCAUAAUGUAUGUAUCUUUGUGAGCUGGGUUUUGCUGCUAUACUGGAAAUGUAAUGAUGCAGUUCUUAGUAAAAAUGCUGCUCCAUGACUAAUGGUACCCUGUAGGAAACCUGCAGUUGAAUCCGUGCCUUGUAUUAGAACCCGUGGAUGUGAAUCUCUGCUCCGUGUCCAUGGCUGGUAGCAGGCACUGCUUUGGACUACACAGCCUGUGUGAAACCUGGGAGCAAUGUGGUUCCCUUGGUGCAUGUAUCAAGCUAAAUUCCUUCAUUAUCCAGACAACUAUACAAUGUCAAGGUCAGCCUAUGCGCAGGAAAGUAGGACAGAUAAGCUUAGUUCCACCUAGGGUACAGCAGAACGCCGACCAUCACGGUGUCUUUGUGCCAAAUAUACUUCCAGCUGACACUCAGUAUCUUUCUGGGCAGCCUGCAGUGUGGUGAGUCCUUUUUCCUGUGCUGUUCUGUGACAGACACAGAUAUGAAGGGCACGUUUAUCUUCCAGAUACAUUAAGCAGCUGCAAAAUUGAAUUGGCAAAACUGGCUUUUUGGACUGGCCAAAUGAUGUGCUCAUACGUGCUCGAGAGUCUUUCGUGACACAGCAAUUGCACUCUAAUCAGAAGAACAGGUUUGCAAGCAAGAUGGGAGGGCUGUAGUUCAUUGCCAGUGUCAGAGAAGAAAUGAUGAUGCUUCUUAUGAGGCCAAAGCUUGCUUUGAAUGGGCCGCUGCUGUCGAGGAGGGUGAGAACCCUGAGUAAGCUUACCAUCAAACUCAAGUAGUUCCAUGACACCCAGUGAGCCAGCUGAUGGAAGUCUUGCUAUCAGAGCGUUAGGCUCCAAGCUCUUUACACCAUUGUCCUGAUAUUACGAAAGCAAGCCAUAACCUGCUUUGCAGAGUGUUUCUUUAUGAGCAGUUAGAGAAGUGUGGAUCCUUUUUGCCUUUCUUUUUUUCCCCCAUCCAAAAAGCUGAUCCUGACAGAAAGUCCUGAGUUAAAGACAAGGGUGAAAACACUUGUUUGAGCAAUCUUUUACCCAGAAACAGCUUCUUGCUCUUUCCCCUUCUUGCUGCCCUGGAAAUGUGCUUGAAGAUAUCUGAGUAUCACACAGCCCUCUUGGCAGGUACAGAAAUCAUGUUUUGCAGCCUGGGGCACAUUGGCAAUUGUCCUGUAAGAACAUGUGGGACAAGAAGGUCUCAUACUUGGCCUGUUGUGAUAUGAUUGAAAGCACAUUUGUGUAGCUUGGACCCUCUGCUUGGUUUUGGUUUCAUCUCAGUGCUAACCAGAAGUCCAAGAAGGGAGCAUGGACCAGCCCAGUGGAAGGAGUUUCAUGCAAGUUCUUUGUGAGAAAUACAGCCCUGAGAACUUCCCAUAUCGUCGUGGACCUGGUAUGGGGGUGCAUGUCCCAGCAACUCCACAGGGCUCACCUAUGAAAGAUCGCCUCAACCUUCCGAGUGUGCUGGUACUGAACAGCUGUGGCAUAACCUGUGCAGGGGAUGAGAAUGAAAUAGCUGCCUUCUGUGCUCAUGUGUCUGAGCUAGAUCUUUCUGACAAUAAACUGGAAGACUGGCAUGAGGUCAGUAAAAUUGUGUCCAACGUUCCCCACUUGGAGUUUCUAAACUUGAGUUCCAACCCUCUCAGUUUGUCCGUUUUAGAGCGAAGGUGUGCUGGCUCUUUCGCUGGGGUUCGCAAACUUGUGCUCAACAACAGCAAAGCUUCCUGGGAGACAGUCCACACAAUCCUGCAGGAAUUACCAGACUUGGAGGAGCUCUUUCUGUGCCUUAAUGACUAUGAAACAGUGUCUUGUUCUCCAGUUUGCUGUCAGUCUCUCAAAUUACUCCACAUAACUGAUAACAAUCUUCAAGACUGGACUGAAAUUCGAAAACUGGGAAUUAUGUUUCCAUCACUGGACACGCUUAUCCUGGCUAACAACAACCUCACAACCAUUGAAGAGUCAGAGGAUUCCCUAGCAAGGCUGUUCCCCAACCUGCGAUCCAUCAAUUUGCACAAGUCAGGUCUGCAUUGCUGGGAAGACAUUGACAAGUUAAAUUCUUUUCCCAAGCUCGAGGAAGUGAAAUUGCUAGGAAUCCCUUUGCUGCAGUCCUACACCACUGAGGAGCGCAGGAAGCUGCUAAUAGCCAGGUUGCCGUCUAUCGUCAAGCUCAACGGAAGCAUCGUUGCCGAUGGGGAGCGAGAGGACUCGGAGCGAUUCUUCAUCCGGUAUUACAUGGAAUUCCCAGAGGAGGAAGUCCCGUUCAGGUAUCACGAGCUGGUCACGAAGUAUGGGAAGCUGGAGCCCUUGGCAGUGGUGGAUCUUCGGCCACAGAGCAGCGUGAAGGUGGAGAUUCACUUCCAGGAUAAGGUGGAAGAGAUGUCCAUCCGUCUGGAUCAGACUGUGGCAGAAUUGAAGAAGCACUUAAAAACUGUCGUGCAGUUGUCAACAAGCAACAUGCUGCUCUUCUACUUGGACCAGGAAGCUCCCUUUGGUCCCGAGGAGAUGAAAUACAGCUCGCGAGCACUGCAUUCCUACGGCAUUCGGGAUGGAGAUAAAAUUUACGUGGAGCCCAGAAUGAAAUAGCCUCUUUUCGGGUGCACACACAUGCCCCCCCACACCCACACACAUGCAUUAAGGAGUUUUGGCAAGGUUUUUGUUUCGGUUGGUUGGUUGAGGUUUGGUUGUGUUUCUUUAGCAGGUGAUUUCUUAGCCCGGAGGACGUGCCCUGAUCUGAAAACCAUGCCUGCCAUCCACUGCAGGUGACCUUGAGGUGACAGUUGACUUCAGUGCGUGUGUUUCAGUGUGUGCAAUACCUUGAUGUUUCCUUUGAUGCUCCGGUAUACUCGUGAUUUGGCAUGAAUGGUCACUUGUUCAAGCUAAAGGGUGCUAGGGUCCAUAAGGGAGACGAUAGCUCGGUGCAGAAUUUGACCUGUUGUCUUCUCUGUCUAAAUUGUUAGGGUUUGGGCUCCACCAGAGCACCCUAUGGCCUAGCUAUCCAACUGUGGCUCGAGCUUGCUCAAGUAUUUGUUUGCAGCUAGGUGCUGUCUCAACCUUUUGUUACGCUCGAGUUCAGUGACAAGAUCUAAAACAGUAUUCCGCUUGAUUCAGAGCUCAGGUACUUAGUGCAUCCACUUAAUUCCACUGGUUUGGGUUAGAUGAGUGCACGAAAUGGGGGAAAGAAAGAGACCCUUAUUAGAAAGAAACAAUUUAUUUUCAAAAUGCAGGCUUUAUAUCCAUACUGUCCUGAUUUUUUUGG
Pezoporus occidentalis (night parrot) is the source of this 3544-nucleotide messenger RNA. It is a transcript of the gene TBCEL, whose product is annotated as tubulin folding cofactor E like. The record is from RefSeq and is a predicted model, not a curated record. NCBI's taxonomy places the organism in Eukaryota, Metazoa, Chordata, Aves, Psittaciformes, Psittacidae. The transcript is spliced from 8 exons. Gene Ontology annotation, molecular function: protein binding. Bases 1597 to 2871 code for a protein of 424 amino acids.